AUCAGUUCAUCACACACACUGAUCGAGUGAUCAUCAGUCACUCGACAUGGCGUCCAAGCACAAAGUGCCAUCGGCUCUUCUCCUUGUGGGAGUGCUGCUACUCUCGAGCGGCUCCACGGGCAGCGCGGCGAGGCGUUUGGAGGAGGCGGCGCCGGCGUCGGCGUCUGAGGAGCACCCCGCGGUGCCGGAGCUGCCAAAGAUCCCCGAACUGCCGCACCCCGUCGUCGUGCCGGAGCUGCCAAAGGUGCCCGAGCUGCCGCACCCAGAGGUGCCGAAGGUGCCCGAGGUGCCGCACCUCACCGUGCCGGAGCUGCCGAAGCCAGAGGUGCCGGAGAUCCCCAAGCCUGAGCUGCCGCACGAGCUGCCGCCAUUGCCCAAGGUCGAGCUGCCACCCAAGCCUGAGUUCCACUUCCCGGAGCCGGAGGCCAAGCCAUGAAGACCCAUGCAGUUCGUAAUUAUCUGAAUCAAAUUCACAGCUGUGUGUAUGCUUGCAUGGUCGUGUAAAGUUCGAUGUUUUCUUUUUUUUCUUUUUUUUUUUGGCGUGUGAUGUUGUUGUUCGUGGUGAGGCGGUUGAUUGUGAGUAGGGAGCGUGAUGUUUCAGACUUCCGAGGUUUCAGUGUUGUAUUCAGAGUUUCGGCCGGAUGAUGGUGUGUAUCAUACAUGUUUUAUGUCUAUAAAUUUUUUUU
This is a messenger RNA of Oryza brachyantha (malo sina), 686 nucleotides long. Its product is annotated as protein PELPK1-like. The record is from RefSeq and is a predicted model, not a curated record. NCBI's taxonomy places the organism in Eukaryota, Viridiplantae, Streptophyta, Magnoliopsida, Poales, Poaceae. The transcript has a single exon. Bases 47 to 436 code for a protein of 129 amino acids.